Lasiodiplodia theobromae is the source of this 498-nucleotide messenger RNA. RefSeq lists its product as uncharacterized. The record is from RefSeq and is a predicted model, not a curated record. Gene Ontology annotation, molecular function: oxidoreductase activity. Bases 1 to 498 code for a protein of 165 amino acids. The transcript is spliced from 3 exons. NCBI's taxonomy places the organism in Eukaryota, Fungi, Ascomycota, Dothideomycetes, Botryosphaeriales, Botryosphaeriaceae.
AUGAGCAGCCCCAUCAAAGCUUUGUUAGGCUACCUAGCCGAGUCUGAAGACUGGGACUAUGUAAAGCCUUUCGAGAUCAAGGGAAGACGAGCCCCAGGUCAGCCCAGAAGCAACAUCAAGCUGGCAUCAUACGAUGUCGAGAUCACAGACGUCCGAGGUCUAACAUGGACGCCGACCAUUGAAACAUGUGGGUUCCAAUGGGUCCAUCAUGCUACUUCAGAAAGGUUCGAAAGCCAUGCCAGCAUUGCUAGCUACGUCAAGGAAAUGGAAGUUUUCGUGAAAGACCUCUUGUCAGCAGAUUGCAUCUUCACUCUGGAGUACAUGAUUCGGAAGAGAACCAUGGAUCCAAACGAUCCUUCUAUCCGACCUCCCAGCAACUUUGUCCAUGUAGAUGUCUCGCCCGAGGGCGCGGAGAAAAGGCUUCUGCAUCGGCAUCCUGAAAGUUCUCAGAUGCUCUGCGAAAAACGGUAUCGCUACCUCAGGUUCGACUUCUUUUAA